This is a messenger RNA of Cuscuta europaea, 2623 nucleotides long. NCBI's taxonomy places the organism in Eukaryota, Viridiplantae, Streptophyta, Magnoliopsida, Solanales, Convolvulaceae. The record is from the annotation of a GenBank genome assembly.
UUGCGCUCCCCCUGUUAAAAUCAGAGUUUCUUAGCACCGUCCACUGCCGGUCUGCUUAGCCACUCCGCAUUUUUAUCUCUCCAUUCUCGCGCUAAAAUCAUUUGUACAUACGGUUGGUUUCAAACGCCGAUGGGCUUAACAAUUACACCAUCUCUCUGCUCUAACUCAAAGAUUUACUUUAGAAUCAAUUCGUGGAAUGCGAGGUUACAGAGAGCAGGUUUGAUCAGGUCAGGUCGCUAUUGUGCGCUGGGUGCGGUGGUUGAGCUCCCCCCACUGUGCAUUAGUGUUGGUGGUAGUAAAAAAUUGCUCAGACCGAGGAGACUAGUGGUGAGAGCGUAUUCUUCUACUGGCGGUCCUGCUCGCUCGUCAGGUUCCAGGAGAGUUUACCGGGAAUCCCAAGCCCAAGUUCCUGCCGUGAAUGAAAUUGCAUCUUUUGUUCUUCCUGCUGGUGUCUUCGUCUUGGUUUCUUUAGUUUUAUGGAAAUUAGUGGAGAAAUUUGUUAUGCCAAAACGAGUUAGCCCUUCAUCAGAGGAAAAUAAAGCUACUAAAGGUGUGAAGUGGUCGUUCUCCCCUGGUACGAACUUAUUAUCUGGUUUUGGUCAAACGGUGGAUAGGGAAUCCAAGCAGAAGCUCAAUGAGUUUGCAAAGGAGCUUAGACUGUACAACUAUGUUGAUUUGUCAGGGCUCAACUUUGGAGACGAAGGGUUAUUUUUUUUGGCUGAAAGUUUAGCAUACAAUCAGACUGCUGAGGAAGUGAGUUUUGCUGCUAAUGGAGUCACUGCUGCUGGACUGAAAGCUUUUGAUGGUAUCCUGCAAUCAAAUAUUGCCUUAAAAACUCUUGACUUAUCAGGAAAUGUUUUUGGGGAUGAAGGUGCUAAGUUUCUUUCUGAAAUUCUGGUGGAUAAUGUUGGUAUUCAAAAACUCCAACUGAACAGUACUGGCAUCGGGGAUGAGGGAGCCAAGGCAAUUGCUGAGAUGCUUAAGAAAAAUUCAAACUUGCGCGUCCUUGAGCUUAACAAUAAUUUAAUUGACUAUUCCGGAUUUGCAGGUCUUGCUGAAGCACUACUGGAGAAUAGAAGUUUACAGUCGCUAUAUCUCAGUGGCAAUUAUGGAGGCAUCUUAGGGGCUGCUGCCCUUGCCAAAGGCCUGGAAGGGAACAAAUCUAUACUGGAAAUUUAUUUGCAUGGGAACUCAAUAGGUGAUGAAGGCGUGUGUGCCCUAAUGUCUGGCCUAUCUUCACGUAGAGGAAGACUUGUCAGGCUGGACAUUGGUAACAAUUCCAUAAGCGCUAAGGGUGCCUUUCAUGUUGCUGAACAUAUCAAGAGGAGUAAAAGUUUGCAGUGGUUGAACCUUUAUAUGAAUGAUAUCAAGGAUGAGGGAGUUGAAAGAAUAGCAGAAGCUUUGAAGGAAAACCGUUCAAUAGUAAACUUGGAUCUAGGGGGCAAUGAUAUACAUGCACAUGGUAUUAGUGUCUUUGCUCGAGUUCUGAAGGACAAUUCUUCCAUCUCAGUUUUGGAGCUUGGAUAUAAUCCCAUUGGACCUGAUGGUGCAAAGACAUUAGCUGAAACUCUUAAAUUUCAUGGGAAUGUGAAAGAUCUCAUGCUCGGUUGGUGUCAGAUAGGGGCCAAGGGUACAGAGCACAUUGCAGAUAUGCUGAAAUACAAUGAUACCAUAUCAAGUCUUGACCUGCGGGCGAAUGGACUGAGAGAUGAGGGUGCUAUAUGCCUGGCUAGAAGUUUAAAGGUGGUGAAUGAAGCGUUGGCCUCGCUAAAUUUAGGGUUCAAUGAAAUUAGAGAUGGAGGAGCUUUUGCGAUUGCUCAGGCACUCAAGGCAAAUGAAGAUGUCAGGUUGACAUCCAUUAAUCUCUCCAACAACUUCUUUACCAAAUUGGGACAGACUGCCCUAUCAGAUGCAAAAGACCAUGUUUAUGAGAUGAAUGAAAAAGAGCUCACCAUUGUUUUCUAGGCAAAUUCAUUUCAGAAGAGGCAUGUGCAGUUCUUUUCCAAUUGAAGAACUGUGCUCAUCUGUUAAACUUCAACCGGGCACAGGCUGGAGGGGGUGCAUAGGAUUUUUGAAGAUCUGUCAAAUUUUGUUGUCGUGUUUUAUUAAUCAGAUAUAUGUAAAUUAAUUUGUUCCAGUUCUUUAUUAUGUGUUACAGGAAUCUAGCGUGCCAUUGCUUUAAAUGAGUCUCUAUCUUAGCAAAUAUUUUCAAGAUAGUCGAAAAAGAAGAUAAGCAUUUAGCAAUACCCAUAUCAGAAGCACCAAAUUAAGUUGAAGGGACUUUCAAAUUAAGUCCAUGGCAUCUUUCUGACUUUUGAGUUUUUAAUGAAAAUUCAAACACAAAUAAUUUGGGCAGAAUGGCAGAUUCAGUAAGUUUGCGUGUGAUCAAAUUCGGUAGUCCAAAUCAUUUUUGUGAAUUCCCACACAAGUAAUCCUUCUAGGGUGUAGCUGUGUAGCCAGAAGCGAAGGUUGGAAUGAGUUGGUAUAAAUUAGGUUGGAAAUUUGGAAUAAGUUGGUAUAAAGUUAUUUCAGAUAAAUUCUUACACUAAAAGUACAAACAAUGAAACAAUAUUCAAUUUAAAAUUUGGCGUGGGCUGGGGAGUGGGGACCAUUUGGCCCCUGA